Messenger RNA from Schizosaccharomyces octosporus yFS286, 488 nucleotides. RefSeq names its product cytochrome c oxidase subunit VIII. Gene Ontology annotation, biological process: mitochondrial electron transport, cytochrome c to oxygen. The record is from RefSeq and is a predicted model, not a curated record. Bases 71 to 271 code for a protein of 66 amino acids. The transcript has 4 exons. Lineage: Eukaryota; Fungi; Ascomycota; Schizosaccharomycetes; Schizosaccharomycetales; Schizosaccharomycetaceae.
UGAGUCCGCAUCGGACACUGAACAAACGCAGCCAGCAGGAACCAACUUGGCAACUCCCAACUCUUUGAUCAUGCUCCUCUCUCGUAUUUCAGCUCGUUCCGCUCUUCGUGGUGUUCGUUUUUCUUCUUCUCAUGCUCCCCCUCAACCCGGAUCUACCGUUCCCUUCUAUGUAUCCAAAAAGGCAAUUCCUUCUAUGCUUUUCUUUGGAAGCUUUGGCUUCGUCUUGGCUCUUCCAUUGAUUGUCGUUAAAUAUCAAAACCGCAAUGCUUAAGCGAUUUCUUUCAAAUGAAUGAAUCCGUAUGGUUGGCAUGCUUUUUCUUAUAUACUCUCUCAAGCAAUCGAAACCUUUCUCAUUUUAUCUUUGUGUCUACUAGAGACCACCUUGUACUUCAGUCCCUGUAAUUCUUCCUACUUUUGUAAGAGGUAAAAGAACGUAUUGUAUUGCUUCUAAGAAUUAAAAUUAAAAUCUAAGGUGAAAUAAACAUUCA